Molecule: messenger RNA, 2602 nt
Organism: Pseudoliparis swirei
Lineage: Eukaryota; Metazoa; Chordata; Actinopteri; Perciformes; Liparidae
Gene: hspa13
Product: heat shock protein 70 family, member 13
Exons: 5
Coding region: 115-1437 (440 amino acids)
Biological process (GO): cellular response to unfolded protein; vesicle-mediated transport; protein refolding
Cellular component (GO): nucleus; cytoplasm; plasma membrane
Molecular function (GO): misfolded protein binding; heat shock protein binding; ATP-dependent protein folding chaperone
Source: RefSeq, a predicted model, not a curated record
CACAGCAUCCUGUGGUGAAAGCCGACAGUUGGGUCACAUUUAACCGCAACUUGAACAACUUAAAGAUAAUUUCGUGAAUUUACAAGCAGCGGGUGACUUCUCAACUGUGUGACAAUGUCUGGAGAAAUUUCUCUGAUUGGUUCGGUCAUCCUGGCCCUGUUCCUGGCCGGCUACCUGGGCCAGCAGUACUUACCCCCCCCUAAACCAAAAGUGAUCGGCCUGGAUCUGGGCACCACUUUUUGCUCGGUCGGCGUUUUCCACCCGGGCAGCGGGGAGGUGGAGGUGAUCGCGGACGCAGAAGGGAGGAAGAGCAUCCCGAGCGCCGUCUCGUUCACCGCCACCGCGGUGCUGGCCGGACACGACGCCGUGGACCUGGCCGACGGCGACCCGCAGAACACCGUCUACGACGCCAAGAGAUUCAUCGGGAAGAUAUUUGAAGCGGAGGCGCUGGAGGAGGAGAGUGCUCGGUACCCGUUUAAGGUGAUUAACAACAAUGGGAGUGCAGAGUUUCUGCUUUCCACCAACCACACCUUCACCGUGAGCCCGGAGUUCGUCGCCUCUCGGCUGCUGCUGACGAUGAGGAAGAUGGCCGAGCGACGGCUCGACGCGCACAUCCAGAAAGCCGUCAUCGCGGUGCCGGCCGAGUUCGACGAGAGACAGAGGAAUUUCACCGUCAGGGCCGCCAACCUCGCCGGCCUGGAGAUCCUGCGUGUGAUCAACGAGCCCACGGCCGCCGCCAUGGCCUACGGCCUGCACAAGGUGGACGUGUUCAACGUGCUGGUGGUCGACCUCGGGGGAGGGACCCUGGAUGUCUCUCUGCUCAACAAACAGGGAGGCAUGUUCUUCACCAGAGCCAUGGCAGGGAAUAACAAGCUGGGAGGUCAAGACUUCAGCCAGAGGUUGCUCCAGUACACCAUGGAGCGAGCCCGGCAGGAGUUUGGCGCCCCGCCCGCUCUCAAAGAGGACAUCCACCGCCUCCGACAGGCCGUGGAAGCCGCUAAGCUCAACCUCACCCUCCACUCCAGCGUCACCGUCCGCGUGCCCUUGAGCCUCCGCGUCCGCUCGGAGUCGGCCGGAGGCGCCGCUCCCGCCCCGGUCCUCUUCCAGGCCGUGAUCACCCGCGAGCUGUUCGAGCAGCUCAACGAGGACCUUUUCCAGAAGAUCCUGGCUCCCGUGGAGACCGUGUUGGCCGAGGGCCGCCUGGACAAAGCGGACGUGGACGAGAUCGUUCUGGUCGGAGGGUCCACCAGGAUCCCGCGCAUCAGGAGGCUGAUCGGCGAGUACUUUGGGAAGGACCCGAACACGUCGGUAGACCCGGACCUGGCCGUGGUGACGGGUGUCGCCAUCCAGGCCGGCAUCAUGGGCGGCUCCUGGCCUCUGCAAGUGAGCGCCAUCGAAAUCCCCAACAGACACCUGCGCAAGACGAACUUCAGCUAAUCUUCACGAAGGCUAUUUAUUUAGAUUAAAUGGAUGCCUUAACCAUAGAUUCUUCACAUUUUCCUGCAAAAAAGAAAAGUCAAACAAAAGACAGCGUCACCAGAAUGUAGACUUCCAAGACUCAGAUUAUACAACUCCUUUUGCUUUGUUGAGCGAUGAAGGUUUCUGUUUUGAGUCUGAACGACAUUCCUCCUGGACGGAUCGCCGGCUGCAGGAGGGAGCGGCCCCGGUUCCCGGUUUCCUCGUCGAGUUGCUUUUGUUGCACGAGAAGCAAAAUAAACUGAUGAAAUGUGAACGAGGAGCUUCUAUCACCGAUGGAUACUUUAACGGCGUCUAGUUCAGGGAACGACCGUUCUUACAGGACUUUCCGAGUAGCCAGAACAUCUUCAGCUAUUUAUUUAUUUAUUCCCAUUCAGAGUGUAUGUGUGUUUUCCAGGUAUGUAAUGUAUUUUUGCACAUUUCCCUCAAAGGUUGAGACAGUGUGAACUCUGAGUCUCAAUGUAGAGGCGAACCGUUAAAAGCUCGUGUUUCCAAUCCGAGGAAAGUAAAGAUUUAAUUAUGCACAAAAGAUAAUGUCAAAUAUUCCCUCCAUUAUUGACUACUCGCCUCUUCAAAGAAAGAUGAAGGCGUAUGUUGGAGAAAGCCUUGAUGUCUUAAUUCAUUAGUGCCCCCCCCCCUUUGAAUUGAAUGAAAUACCGACUGAAAUAAUUGUCGGGAAAAGAGAAGUGUUGCUUUAUUUUGUGCAAUAGUCGUGUGCUUUAUUUAAAUGAAAGCGACUUAGACUCAUUCAUGCUGCAGCAACAUCUCUGGUGGUCCUGCAGAAGGACCAUUGCAUCACGUUUAGCUGACGCUUUUAUCCAAAGCGACUUCCAAUCGUACACCGUAGACCGCUGCCUUGCUCAGGGACACACGGACUCGGGCGGGGAUCGAGCCACCGGGCCUCUGAUUGGAACACCUGCUGACCCACUGCCUCCCAGGUGGCCGCUUACUGCUGCUGCCCUCAAAUGUAAUUAUUUUGUAUUCAUAACUUCUCCUGCUCUUGGUAGACGGUAAGCUGGUUGUUGUACAUCCAGUAUGAAAGGUGAUUUCCAUUUGUGUCUUUUGGGAAACAACCCAGAAUAAUGAUCAGGUGGUCCAAUAAAACCUUUUUUUUUCUCAACCAAGA